AUGGAUGCGGGUUUCAGAUUAAAUACAUCAACUGAAAAUAUCAUUACUCAACGAAAAUUUCGUUCAAUUAUUCAUUAUUUUAAAACAUUUUCACAUGUUCAAGAUUGUGAACAAUAUAUACGACAAAAAACAAAAGAUGAUCGAAUAUUUUUAAUUGUCAGUGGACGAUUUGGUCAAGAAAUAGUACCACGUAUUCAUCAAUUUCGACGAAUUUUUUCUAUUUAUGUUUAUUAUCAAGACAAGGAAAAAAAUGAAGAAUGGGCUAAAAAAUUUAUUAAGGUGAGUGGUGUAUUUAACAAAUUAGAGGUACUUAUUAAUCGAGUUCAAUCAGAUUAUAUAAAACGAAUUCAAUAUAAAGUUGAUGAUCCAUUUCCAUUAAAUAUAUGUAAAAAAAAUAAUUUAUCAAAUAAUUUAAUUCAUGAUGAAUUUUUUCAUUCACAAUUACUUGUUGAUUAUCUUGUUCAUAUGAAAACAUUAGCAAAUGAUAUAACUGAAUUUAUUAAUAUAUGUUUAAAUGAAUUUCAUUAUGAUCAAUAUCAAUUAUCAAUCAUUAAUGAAUUUAAACAAAAAUAUAAUUCAAAUAAAGUAUUAUGGUGGUUUACACAAGAUUCAUUUAUUUAUCAUUUAUUAAGUAAAGCAUUAAAUAUAAAAAAUUAUAAUUUAUUAAUUCAUAUGGGAUUUUUAAUACGUGAUAUAUAUGAAAAUUUACAAAAAUAUCAAUUAAAAUCUUCAAUACAAGUUUAUCAUGGUUAA
Rotaria sp. Silwood1 is the source of this 753-nucleotide messenger RNA. Lineage: Eukaryota; Metazoa; Rotifera; Eurotatoria; Philodinida; Philodinidae. The record is from the annotation of a GenBank genome assembly.